Molecule: messenger RNA, 3758 nt
Organism: Chlamydomonas reinhardtii
Lineage: Eukaryota; Viridiplantae; Chlorophyta; Chlorophyceae; Chlamydomonadales; Chlamydomonadaceae
Exons: 12
Coding region: 93-3242 (1049 amino acids)
Biological process (GO): protein ubiquitination
Molecular function (GO): ubiquitin-protein transferase activity
Source: RefSeq, a predicted model, not a curated record
CAGCUGCAUUAACAUCAUAAUAUACCCUGCCUUGAGCAGACAUGGCGAAGCUGCUCUUGAAUUCGCGCUUUCAAUGCGUUCUGCUGCUUGCUAUGCUUACAGCUGCAAGCUCGGCAACCAUCGUAUGCGUGAAGCCUCUUGACGGGACCUACAGCUGGGAUGAGUCAACGAAUUCGCUGGGUCCAAACCGCUGCAGCAACGACUGCGAGUGUGCUGGCACGCGGACCUGCUCCACUUCUGGGUUUUGCACGGCAGCUCCGCCGCCCCCACGUCGGCCGCCACCACGGCCGCCACCACGGCCGCCGUCACCGCCCUCGCCGCCCAAGCCACCCCAACCGCCCGCGCCGCCGCCGCCCACCAUCAGCACUCGUCGCGGUCGGUUCUUCUGUGGCAGCACCUACACCUCCACCGUCACCACGCCCUCCACCUCCCCCUCCUUGACCAACCCCUACCGCACCGCCACCGGGGCCUGGUACGUCAGUGACGAGGAGGCCGCACUCGCCGGCAACCCCCUGCUCGGCAUCACCAUUCGCGCCUCCACCAUCUCCACAUACCAGGCCUGGUCCACUUACCUUGGCACGGGCCGUGGGCCCCUGCACAGCGCUUUUGACAACAGCAGCUACCCGCUCUUCAGCAUCAACCUGACCUCAGCGUGGGGCCCCAACUCGCCGGAUCGAAUCGCAGCUGUCAGCGCAUGCUGCUACCGGAGCGACGUGGUCAUUGCCGGCGUGCGUGCGGUCACCGCCUACCGCCUGCUGUUACGAACCCAGUCGGGCGUGGUGCAGCGCCUGGGCGACGUGUCGGAUCGCGGCACGGGCCUGUGUGCCGCCAACGGCAUUAGUCAGCCGUGGGAGCCGGUGCCGCCCGGGUUCUUGCUGGCCGGGCUUGUGACGGAGGAGACGCUGACCUAUGACGUGUCCUUCAGCCGCGUCGCCUACGUGUUUGUGUCCAUCCCCGGCUUCACGGAUGCAUUCGCACCGUUCCCGCCCCUGCCGCCCUUGCCACCCACAACCUCAUACGGCGCCGUGGACACAUCCCGGAGUGCCAGCGGCAGCAGCAGCCGCAGCAGCUACGUCGGGAUGGUGGUGGGGUUGGUGGUGGGGGUGUGGCUGCUAAUCGGCGGCGGCAUCUGCGGCUUUACCAUGCUGAAGAAGCGCGCCCGGCAGCGAUACGGUGGCUCUGACGUGGCCUUUGAAGCCACCUCUUGCUCCUUCUACCCAACAUACCAGCCGGGUUCGGGACCGCCGCCGCCGCCGCCGCCCCCGCCGCCGCCGCCGCAACAGUACAAUCCGCUGCAGCACCAGUACCCGCCGCCGCAAUACCCCUACGGGCAGCCGUCCGCGUUCGCGCCCGGAGCCGCCGGCUACUACCCACCGCCGCCGACGUCGCCCGCGACCGCCUCUGCCACCGCCUGGUCAGGCCUGCCGCGCUCGGUGUCGGGUGCGGCGCCGACGCCAGGGUUCAUGCCGUCCAUGCAGCGUCAGGGCACGCUCUCUGAGUCCAUAGCACUGCAGCUGCACGUGCUGUUUGGUGAGCACGCGGUCAUCCAGGUCCGACAAGGAGCAGACGCCCGACCGUCAGCGACAAUCGAGGAGGUCGGCGUCACUGCUGCCACUGCUAGCGCCGCCGCCGCGGCGGCUCCGCCGCCGCCACCACAGGCGUUUUCUGCAGCGGAGCUGGAAGCAGCCACGUUUGGCUUUGCAGGCUCGCAGCUACUCGCCAGGCUGCCGGCGCCUCGGCGACCACCCGCCGUGGUCGCGGCGCCGGUGGCGGACACGGAUGGUAUGGUGUAUGGCGGUGGGUGCGUUUACAUCGGCCGUCUUGACGCAGCUGCCGGUGGCGGCGGCGGAGGCGGGAGCGGCGGCGGUAGCGGCGGCGGUGGUGGGCGUCAGGUGGCGGUGUGGCAGGUCGAAGACGCGCCGCGUGCCGCGGCGGCGAUGGCGUCUGCUGCGGCGGCGCCUGCUGGGUCCGCGGCGGCUGUGGUGCUGCCGGCGGGCUUGGUGCGGCGGCUGGCGGCCCUACGUCACCCACACCUGCUGACCCUUCUGGGAGACUGCCCUGACAAGCCGCUACUGGUGUACGAGCUGGCGGCAGCGGCCGCCGCCAGUGGGCCGGCGGCGGCGUUUGCCACGCUAGCAGACCGGCUGGCGCCGCCGCCGCCGCCGCCCGACACUGGCGCCGUCGACUGGAGGGCUGCCGCGCCGCCGCCGCCGCCACAGCCGCCACAGCCGCCGAUCCUGAGCUGGCGGGACCGCGUCCGUGUCGGGUAUGAGGUGGCGGCGGCGGUGGCGCAUCUACAUGCUCAGACACCGCCGCUCUUCUGCCGCGUGCCUCUCGAUGCGGCGCGAGUGGUGGUGGACGCGGCCACUGGCAGCGCGCGCCUGGGCUUUGUGGCGCUCGGCGGUGGCGGCGGCGGCAGCAGCGGCAUUGACACGCCCGACAUGCUUGCGGAGGCUGCCGCCGCGGACGUGCGCGCACUUGGUGUGCUGCUGCUGCGCCUGCUGACUGGCGACGCCACCGGCGGCGCGGCGGCGCUGGAGGCGCGCUUGCACGCGGCGCGGCAGUCUGACGCGGCAGGCGACGGCGGCGGCCGAGCCCUGGCGGCGUUGGUGUUUGAUGGCGCCGGCGGCGAGAGGUGGCCCGCGGCGGAGGCGCUGGCGUUUGCGAACGCUGCGCUCAGGUGCUGUGGUGCCAGUAGCACGCAUGGCGGCGGCGGCGGUGGUGGCGCUGCUGGCAGCAUGGGAGGCGCGGAUCCAGAGACGGCGGCCGAGGCGGGCGGGGGCCCCGACUUAAAGGACGUCGUACUGCCGUACCUGCUGCAGCUGAGUAACCGUACACGACUGUACGUUUCGGGUCCGCAGCAGCAGCAGCAGCAGCAGCAGCAGCAAGCGGCAGCUGCCGUGCCGGGGGAGCAGCCGCCGCCGACUGCAGGCGCCGCCUCCGCGGCGGCACUGGGCGGAGCUGCUGGCGGUGACGACGCCGAGCCCGGGGCGCUCCCAGACGAUAUCCCGCCGCUGUUCCUGUGCCCCAUAACCCAGGACCUGAUGGAGGAUCCAGUGGUAGCUGCCGACGGCUUCUCAUACGAGCGAGCCGCCAUCGCGCAGUGGAUGGCGAGCAGCGCCGCCGCCGGCCGCGCGCCGCGCAGCCCCAUGACUAACCUGGCCUUCGAGCACAAAUCGCUCAUCCCCAACCGGGUUCUCAAGUCCCAGAUCGCUGGCUGGCGGGAGCAAAUGAAUGCCUGAACAAAGGAGUGUUUACGCCUUCCCAUAGUUCAGGAGGGCGUGGUUUCAGAAACGGGUUUGGCAUGGCAGUCGAGCCAGCCUCCCUCCACUGAUUACGGUGUGACUCAAUUCUUGCGAAAGCCUGUGAUAAGGUACCCAGGGAAGCGCUGUGGGCAAGCAGCAUCAGGGGCAGCAGGUCCUAGCAGGUAAGCUUAGGGUCCCGCGGCGGAGGCCUGGCCCGGGUGGCUGUGAGGUAGGGGCAAGUGGGCGACGGCGAGAGGCUGUGCGCUGACGGCUGACCAGGCCUCGGUGACUGAGGUCGCUCAGUUGCGCCCCACGUGCCGACUGCGGUUGACUCGGAGGGAUCGUGGAUUCGUGGGUAUCUGGAUUUUGGGCGCACAAUGUCUAAAUGUACCGACACUGUACUUGUAGUAGGAUAGUCGGCAAAAGACACACGCCCUGCAUUUGCAGCUGGCUGACUGGCUGGCUGGCUGGCUGCUACAGUACAGAAGUACUGUCACAAUCAACAUAUUAAGA